GAGCACAGAGCAACGUGUCCCUGUCAUGGCAGCCACUCCAGAUAGCAGGUUCGUGAGCACUGUCUCCAGCUGAUCGCAGCGUGCAGCACCAGUGCCUUGAUCAUCCUCACCGGCACGGGGGAGAUGCUUUGACAGAUGUAUUUAAAGAGACCUGCAGCUGGUCUCUCUUUCUGCCUCUUCUACUUGGCUUCUUAUUUCACCAACAAGUAUGUCCUGUCUGUCCUGAAAUUCACCUACCCUACCCUUUUCCAAGGAUGGCAGACCUUAAUUGGUGGACUUCUGCUUCACAUUUCUUGGAAGCUGGGCUGGGUAGAGAUAAGCAUCUGCUCAAGGUCUGAUAUACUGUCAUGGCUUCCUGCUUCAGCAUUUUUUGUUGGCAUUAUCUAUGCAGGUUCCAGGGCUUUGUCUAGAUUGUCAAUUCCUGUGUUCCUUACUGUACACAAUGCAGCUGAAGUUGUUACCUGUGGAUUCCAGAAGCUUGUGCAGAAAGAGCAGGCCUCUUUCCUAAAAAUCUGUAGUGUACUGUUCCUCCUCAUAGCCGCAGGGUGCCUUCCUUUGUGUGACACACAGUUUGAUCCAAAUGGCUAUUUCUGGGCUCUGAUACACUUGAUAUGUGUUGGGGCAUAUAAAGUAUUUCACAAGUUGUGGAAACCUAGUUCUUUAAGUGACUUGGACCAACAAUACAUAAACUAUAUAUUCAGCAUGGUGCUUUUGGCCUCUGCAUCCCAUCCAGCAGGUGAUCUCCUUAGUGCCUUGGACUUUCCAUUCCUGUACUUCUACAGAUUUCACAGCAGCUGCUGUGCCAGUGGACUGCUGGGAUUCUUUCUGAUGUUACACACAGUGCAACUAAAAAACUGUACCUCCUCAUGGCAGUAUGCAGCCUGGAGUUUCCUUGCAAAGAUUAUCACAGCUGGCUUGUCACCAUUGUUCUUUGUCAUGACUGUUAACAUGCCAACAAUUUGCUGCCUUCUGCUUGGUGGACUUGGAGAAGCCUUGCUCAUCUACAGUGAAAGGACAGGCACGUAAAAAAGGGGGAAAAAAAGAAAAGAAAGCAAGUAUCUCUCUGUGGGAAUAAGCCUGAAGUGCAGCUCAGAAAUCUUGGAAUGAAAAAAACUCAAGGUGCAUCAGCAGGAAUGAAAAAGUAUGAUUAAAAACAAGGUUCUUUGGGUAGAUGUGAUAUCUUUUAUUAGACCAACUAAACAGUUGGAAAAAUUUCUCUUUUUCAAGCUUUUGGGAACAACCACUCCUUUUCAGGCAAUAGGGAGAGUCUGUACAGGGAGUCU
Molecule: messenger RNA, 1283 nt
Organism: Gavialis gangeticus (Gharial)
Lineage: Eukaryota; Metazoa; Chordata; Crocodylia; Gavialidae
Gene: SLC35D4
Product: transmembrane protein 241
Exons: 15
Coding region: 136-1026 (296 amino acids)
Cellular component (GO): Golgi apparatus
Molecular function (GO): antiporter activity
Source: RefSeq, a predicted model, not a curated record